AUGCUGCUUCUCCUGCUGACAAGUGCUUUUCUCCUUGUCCCGUGGGCCGGGGCUGGUGAGAUCAUUGGCGGACGGGAAGCUAAGCCCCACUCCAGGCCCUACAUGGCUUAUUUAGAAAUUGGAAGUGAGUCCGCUAUAUUUCAAUGCGGAGGGUUCCUCCUUCGCCCAGAUGCAGUGCUCUCAGCAGCUCACUGUAGAGGCUUGAAUAUCACCGUGACCCUGGGAGCCCACAACAUAAAUAAGAGAGAGCCGAGCUGGCAGAAAUUCCAGGUUGGCCACUGGGUCAUCCACCCCAGCUAUUCAGAGGCUACCCUUGAAAAUGACAUCAUGCUGCUGAAGCUGAAGCCGAGGGCCAAGCUGACUAAGGCAGUGAGCUCGAUCCAACUGCCAAGCCACAACGAGCGUGUGAAACCAGGAACUCUAUGCAAAGUGGCUGGCUGGGGCUGGACAUCGACGACACAGGAAAAGACUAGUGUGCUGAUGGAGGUGGACCUGAAGGUGCAGAGAGAGAAAGUGUGUGAGGAGUCUUUCAAAAGAAAACAUCUGCAGCCGUCUGUGAUCUGUGUUGGUGAUGAGGAUGGCAAAAAAUCAACUUUCCGUGGUGAUUCUGGUGGCCCAUUAGUCUGCAAUGGGAAGGCUCAUGGCAUUGUUUCUUAUGGAGGGAAAGAUCGCAUCUUGCCUAAUGUAUUUACCAGAGUGUCCCAUUUUGAGCCCUGGAUACGUAAAGAGCUGAGGAAGUUUGCUCUCCAAGACCUCCCUGACUCUUCCUCCUCUGACUAA
Messenger RNA from Nipponia nippon (crested ibis), 780 nucleotides. NCBI's taxonomy places the organism in Eukaryota, Metazoa, Chordata, Aves, Pelecaniformes, Threskiornithidae. The record is from RefSeq and is a predicted model, not a curated record.